This is a messenger RNA of Encephalitozoon cuniculi GB-M1, 900 nucleotides long. RefSeq lists its product as uncharacterized. The coding region runs from base 1 to 900 and encodes 299 amino acids. Gene Ontology annotation, molecular function: 3-dehydrosphinganine reductase activity. The record is from RefSeq and is marked provisional. Lineage: Eukaryota; Fungi; Microsporidia; Unikaryonidae. Gene Ontology annotation, cellular component: endoplasmic reticulum membrane. The transcript has a single exon. Gene Ontology annotation, biological process: sphingolipid biosynthetic process.
AUGCCAGCCAUUCUGCUUGUCCUUGCAACCGUUGUUGCCAUCUACUUUAUGAUAGGGUACAGUGCAAGACACGGCAUAAGCAUAAGAGGCAGGAAGAUCCUUAUAAUUGGAGGCAGCAGCGGGUUGGGUCUCGCCUUUGCAAGGAUACUGAAGGAGGCGGGAAAUGAUGUCACAGUAACAUCAAGAAGCAUGAAGAAGCUGGAGGCACUGCAAAGAAGAUGGGGACUCAAAACCCAGGUGCUUGAUGUAAACGCCGCAGAUGUCCCGGAGCCGACAGACUUUGACUACAUAUUCUGCUGUGCAGGCGUCUCCUAUCCCUCAUACUUCAUCGACCAGCCACUCGAAGUGUUUGAGGAGACAGCAAAUACAAACUACCUUGGAACUGUCGCCAUGCUAAAGCACUAUGCAGCAGUUAACAAAAAGCCUGUGAAGUUCAUCAUGAUAGGAUCGACGCUGGCGCUGCUUACAUUUCCGGGGUUCUCCUCGUACUCCCCGUCGAAAACGGCUCUUCUCUCGCUGUUCUAUACAGUUCGCGACGAAAUGGGGAAGAUAGGUGUGGAGCUGUAUCUUUAUAACACUGCGUCCAUCCUGACACCCGGAUUCGAGAGGGAGAAUAGGGCAAAGCCUGCAUACACAAGGGCAGUCGAGGGAAUGGUAUCCCCGUCUUCUGCCGAGAAGAGAGCCACUGCAUUUCUUAAUGGGAUGAAAAAGAGGAGGGUGGUGACCUCGGACGUCUUCACAUACCUAUGCCAGAUAAGGUUCGAGUGCGAAUGCUUUAUUGAUUAUAUUCUCUUUCCUAUAGCCGUUGCCGUUGUAUUCGCUUCACGGACCUAUGUCAGGUGGAAGUUCAGAACCUCCGAGAGGAUGGGCCGUAUGGAAGGGAGCAAGUGCCCACCAUAG